This is a messenger RNA of Erpetoichthys calabaricus (reedfish), 6332 nucleotides long. RefSeq names its product lipid droplet associated hydrolase (gene ldah). The record is from RefSeq and is a predicted model, not a curated record. Bases 501 to 1544 code for a protein of 347 amino acids. Gene Ontology annotation, molecular function: lipase activity. Gene Ontology annotation, cellular component: lipid droplet. The transcript has 8 exons. NCBI's taxonomy places the organism in Eukaryota, Metazoa, Chordata, Cladistia, Polypteriformes, Polypteridae. Gene Ontology annotation, biological process: lipid storage.
CGUUAUGACAAUUGAUGCUGGGCUUGGCUUGCGCUCUGUCUUUCUCCGGGGCCAUGUGAGUCUGUAUAGAACGAAAAAGCAACUCUAAGAACGAAGGGGUGGAAACGUAUGCAUAUAAAAUACAUACUCGGUUUAAAGUAGGAACAAAAAAUACGCGUGUAGAGUGCAAAGCCGGACAUAUUUAAUUGUUCCAUCAUAUUUGGACUGUGAGCCGUAGAAGUACAGCGAAUGCUUACGCAUAGAUAAGAAAUUUAAUUCAUUUUCGUAGGACUGGAGGGUCUUGAAAGUUAUGUGAUCUGCAGAUGUGUGCACACGCUUUGUGACAUGUUUUGGAAAAAAUAUAUAACUCGGAUCUUGUUUUCGGAAUGUUUCAGUACAGAAAAAGGCAAUAGGACCUCUUUAAUAUUGUAGCGAACUUAAGUUCCAUUAAGGGACAAUUUAUCCUUCCUGCAUUUAAACACCUAUUUUUGAAUGGCAAGAUUCACCACUACCAGCCGCGGAUGCAAGAGUAUAGGCAUCCCAACAGUGACAGGGUUACCUGGACCUCUGAUGAAAAAGAUACAAUAAUGGAGACACUGAGUUCAGAGGGAAGGCUGGAAAGUUUGAAAGAACACAUUUAUUGUUGUAAUGCAGCAACAGAAGUUCUAAAGUUCGGUCAGUCUAAUCUAUUGCAUGCCAGUGGAUGUGAAGAAUCUUCCUCUGUACUUUUUUUGAUCAUUCCAGGAAAUCCAGGGAUUGUUGGUUUUUACAAGACAUUCAUGCAAGUCAUCUACCAAUCAUUUGACAAGAAAUAUCCUGUGUGGGCUGUAAGUCAUGCUGGGCAUUGUGUACCUCCAGACUUUAUGGAUAUGAAAGAAGACACAAAUGACGCCGAAUUGGAGGAUGUCUUUGGUCUAAAUGGGCAAGUUGAACACAAAAUGGCCUUCCUAAAGCAAUAUGUACCACGAGAUGUAAAGCUCGUACUGGUUGGGCAUUCCAUCGGAUGCUACAUUAUCCUGGAAAUAAUGAAGAGAGACCCAUUACUUCAGGUUCUCAAAUCUGUGUUGCUGUUUCCAACAAUAGAGCGAAUGGCUCAGUCGCCUCAAGGAAAGCUUAUGACUCCUAUGCUGUGCCGACUGCGUUAUGCAAUGUAUGUGCCUAUUUACCUGCUCUCCUUCCUGCCAGAAAGAAUCAAAGCCUCCAUGGUGAGAUUGUUGCUGCAUCGCCUCCAGACACUGGAUGAAUCAUGUGUUUCUGCCACCAUUAACCUCUUUAGUGUGGAUUGUACAGCAAACGCAAUGUAUAUGGGAAGCCAAGAGAUGGUUCAAGUUAUGGACAGAGAUAAUGCAACUAUUCAAGAGAACCAAGAGAAGUUAAUCUUCUACUAUGGUGAAAAUGAUAAUUGGUGCCCUGUACAAUAUUACGAAGAGAUAAAGAGAGACUUUCCCAAAGCUGACAUCCGUUUGUGUAACAAAGGAAUUCGUCAUGCAUUUGUCCUGGAUGCUGGAAGAGAUGUGGCACUGAUGAUGACUGAAUGGCUACAGAAAGUCUUGCACAGUCUGUAGUCUUUUGUUUUGUGUAUGGUCUUAAUGUAGCUUCUUUUGCAGUAAGACAUCAUGUGCACCCAACUUGGUUAAUCAAUCAUAAAACACAGUACUUUAAGAAACAAGAGCAACAUUGUUAAAAAAUGUUCCUGCAUUUUGAAAUGGAGAAUGUUUUUUAAGCUGUUCUUUUAUAUAUUUGUAGUAAUUAUUGUAAAUCUAUAGCAAUUUCUUACAGGCCUAAGAAAUCAAAGAAGUUAAUUUCUUGUAACGUUCAACUACAGUAACUUACCAUAGAUAUCUAGUACCUCUCAUUUGUCAUUAAUGGCAAUAAUCAUGCUGAAAUUGUUAGAUUAGUAUUUUGGAAUGAAUGUUGAAAGUGGGUAACAUUGCAAAAAAAUAGCUUAAAGUCUGGUAUAUUUAUUUCUAAUUUAGAAUACUGCCCGGUAUAGUGACAGGUUUGAAGGAAGCAAUUUAUUAAAGUAGAGGGUACUGUUUAUAUAUAGCAAAUGAGAUCCAGUAUUCUGAAGGCAUCCUCUGCCCUUUAAAUUUUUUUAAUAGUUUGCACGGAUUUCUGAAAAUCAUAACUUAUUUUCUCACAACUACAAUAUAAGCACAAAUCCCAAAGCUGUAGGAAUCUUUCUCAAAAUGAAACAGUUUUCAAAGCCUUGUAAACACUCAAUAAGACAGCAUUUUAAUCCAAAAUGCUACAAGCAAGCUAAUUAAUGGACUCAUUCAACACCAUUUAUACACAUGUGAAAAAUGACACUGUAGUAUUAGUAUGAUUUGUAUUUCACUUGUAAAGUGGUGUGCAAGAAAAACUUUGUCUGAUAAAAAAGAGAUAAACAAACACAGCAUACAAGAGAAAAAAGGAUAGCAUGAACUAGAAAACAAAAAAAUGAUUCAUUGUACUAUCUUGUCUCCUGAUACUAUACUUACAGUGUCUGAGCAGUGGGGAGAAAAUAGUAAUGAAUGAUGAGUCCUGGCUUUAACAUGACUCUUAUGAAGUAUCACCACAUAGCUUGCGCUGACAAGACAUGAAACGUUACACCAUUGGCCACUGUGCUGUAAUGGAAUCGCUAGCCAGCAUAGGGAGGAAUAUCUAACUUAUGCACCCAUAAGCAACCAGGGUGGUCUUCAUUGUUAUACUACUUCAGGGCCUUAUACUGGAGUGUAGUACACACACUCUUUUUUUCUUGAUUAACUUCAAUGCUUUUCUCAGUUCUCUGGAUGAUGUACAGGAUGAUUUAUGUGAGUGACCAAUACACAGCAUGUAAUCAUUUGGGACAGCAUUCUUUGAGACCAAUAUGGUGGAAAUUUGGUUUAUAUUAAUAUUUUUCAUUAUUUAGCAGAUGCUCUAAUCCAGUAUGAGUUACAAAGCAAACCAUAGUACAAUGUAGUAAGAGUCUUUCCAUUCCCUGCUAUUCAUCCCUUUUUGAACCUGAUCAUUUUUUUUUGCCUGAAGAUAUAAGAUUUAGAAUGUCAAUCCUCCAUGACCUUUUAUCCUCUUCAUUGCAAAGUUAAACCCUUGUUCUACCAGAGAGAGAUAUUCAUGGCAAGUUAGACUUUAAUCCACUCUAGUCAUUGUCUUAAAAAGACUCAGAAUCUUAUCUUUGAGCAAGUAUGUUGAAAACAUUUUGAUGGCAUUUUGCAGUGACUAAUAGAAAGAGGUCUGGGAAAGUCAUAUUUUUGAGACUCACAUAAAUCACAUUUUUAGCACAUCUCUUGUACACUUUUUAGGAAAGUUCUGUUUUUUUGCCAUGCAUUAGUGAGACUAUUCAGUGUUCACAUAAUAAUGUAAGAGACAAUGCAUUAAAUAAAACUUACAGAGAUAAGAAAAUAAUAUUCAAUGUAGCCCUUGAUUUUAGAGGAAGCUGGCAGUGUAUGUUGUGAAUUAUAAAUAAAAAAGAUGAACAUAAAGAUUUAAAAUGAAACACUAUGGGACAUCAGGAUUUACAAAGUUAAGUCCCUUUUUUUGCUUUUUUACAUUCUCACAGUAUUAUGAAGCACUAUUUUAAAUAUAUUUAAAGCUAUUUUUCAAAUACAUACACACAUUUUCAUCAUAUUUAUGAUAAUUUUAGUAUAGGCCUUUUGUGAUUUUUUUUUUCUCCUUAUGCUCUUAAUAGCUUACUCAGUUGAGUUACUUUAUAUUCUAACAAAAAAAAUGAAUGAAGGUUUACACAAUGGAUAUCAAUAAAUAUCUAUCCAUCCUUUUUUUAAUCUGAAAUUUACCUUGGCCAUUACAGCAUCCCAGGGUUCUGGAGCCUUGGGCAGUAGUAUGAAGCACAACAAUGCUUUGUUUCAGCAUACACGCACAGAAAUCUAUUAGUAACAGAUCAGUUUAGCAAUGAUACGAAACCUACCAUGAAACCAGGGCACCAUAUUAGGCCUACAGUAUGUAGACACUGGGGCUACUCCACACAAAUUGAGGCAAAAGUGAGAAUGGAUCCCGGCCCUUGGAUCUGUGAAGCAACAGCAUUUUAAAGAAAAGUAGUUUAUAAGUUCUUGAAUAUCCAGAGAAAGUGAACCUAGGUGAGAUUGUUAAGUAGCACAGUGAGGAUCUUUGAAGGUACCUAGAACGUCAUGAAAGUAAAUUGAUUACUUAAAUAAGGAGUAUACUGUAAAUAAAAUUAACCUCAAACUUUUGAAAAAUAAAGUCUGCCACAGUUUAAAUAAAAUUAACUUUAGAAGUUGAAAAAAAGACUGCUACAGGUAUUUCUUAAUGUGCUACUACAGGGUUGCUUAAUAUCACAAUGCCUUAGUAUAAAAUUAUUUUUAUGGACACAUUUACUACUCACAUAUAGUACAUUACAGUAUUUUAGGAUUAUUACCGUAAAAGGCAAAUGUGAAUAACAUCAAAUAUAUGCUUAUAUUGUAACAUUUAAGAAGACAACACCACAGUUUAUCAUUCUACUUGGGGCUCUGCUUGUUCACUGUGCUGCCUUCCAUAGAUCUUACAAGAUUAUUUUUGCCAGCUUCUAUUACAGCACACCCUCAAUAUGAAUAAACAAUAUUGAUAUUACUAAAAUUCACCUUUAAUCAGCACUCAUUAUGCAGAUAAUUUGUUACGAAUAUCUGAAUACUGGGGACUUUACCAUUUUGAAUCCUGGUGACUUUAAACGAGGGAAUAAACUUCUAUCAACAUGUUACAUUCAUGGAUACUACAAUGAAAUGUUAAUGACUUUAAAUAUAAACUUGUGGUACAAUCUGAGCAGGUAAGAACUCAUUUAACUGCCGCUUAAAACCACGUUAUCGACCACAUAUCCUAGCCAAAAAUUUAUCAUAAAGUAAAUGCUGUACAUGUAGAACAUUGACUUUAUAUAGUAUAUAUUACUUUACUAAAGUAAUAUUCUUCAGCCACUUUGAAAUGCUGUGAAUAAAACAAAAGAGAGAAUUAUGUAGGAAGCUGACAUUAAACUAGGUUUAAUGUCAGAUUGUAGCAGAAUAUUAUGACCAAUGACUACAUGUACAUAUGGAUCUGUUCAUUUCACCUUGAUUAAUUUAAAUGUAACAUGCCAUGAUGAAACUGUGAAUAAAAACAAUCAAACAAUCAUAAAAACUAGGCACUUCUGUUUUCAGUGGCAGAGAAAUCUAGAUGCAGACAUCGUUACACAGUGUUUUCUGGAUUUGACUCCUCAUCUGGUCACAUUCUCACUGUUUCACAUACAGUAGAUUGUCUCCAGAUGCUCUGGGCUUCUUUCACAGUUCAAACUUGUGGAGGUCAAACUGAAUGUUCUGAGGAGUGUCAGAGUUACAGCUAUGUGCUUUAGGUGUGCAUUGUUGUGGGGUGUUCAGGUUUGAUGCUCCCAGGUUCUCUUUGUUCAAGUUCCAUUUUAUUGUCAUAUACACAUAGUAUAAUGGAAAAUGACUGGUCUAAUUUAAAAAUAAAACAUACAGUAAAUUUUAUUUGUUGUUUUUAGUUUGCAAGUCCAGUUUCAGAAUUAUUGUUAGUGGUGUGAUAGUUUAAUGACUGCUGUGAUGAGAAUGUUUGCUACCCAUUUCCUUUAUCUCUCUAAUUAAUAUCAGGGAAACUAGACCAGGAAAAUGCACUGAAAAUUUAAAUCUCAUUUGUAAAAUGUAAGCUUAAUAUUAUUGUGUUUAAAUUAUUUUCCUGCUGUAUUAUGCAAUGGCAAACACUGAUACAGUAGGUACCAAAGUACAAAACAGCAAAAUAAGCACGCUGUUUUAAAAGUUACUUUUGCUUUCUUGUUUGAAUAUUCGGGUAUCAGUUUUUCUGGGCUAUGUUAAAUAAGUGUACUCUCAAGUUAUAUUUUCAUUGUGAAAUAAUUUAAAUAUCACUGAUUCAUUUAUGCAAUUUAUUGAGGAUGGUUUAUUGUAAACGUGUUUUUAAUUUUAUGGGUUAAAUGUAUUGUUACCAGACCAUAUUUUAUUUUGCAGAUUUUUUUUAUUAUUGCACUUACUCUAAGUAGGCUGCACUAUGUUCUCCUUGUAUAUUAUUAAAAUAGAACAUGAUGCAAUUUUACUAUAAAUUAUAAGUAAAUACUGUAGCAACUUGAAUUCUUUUAUAAGAGAGAACUAAUUUCCUCAUACUGUACUUGAUGCUAUCAAUUAAUAUUUUUACUUUCCUUUUUUACCCUGUUGUCCUUUUUCUUGUGAUAGCUUUCUGAAAUAAACUGUUUGAUUAUAUUAUUAUUACUUGUACUUCAACUACUCUAAGAUUUUGGAAGAUGGCUUGACUUCUGGAAAAUACCAGUUAUGAUUACAUUUGUGUUUUUAGAUUACUGUAUUGGAAAAAACUAUUGUAAACUUAUUGUAUCCAUUGCUUAAAUAAACCUUAUAUUAAAACAAUAA